Gadus macrocephalus (Pacific cod) is the source of this 1978-nucleotide messenger RNA. It is a transcript of the gene vtnb, whose product is annotated as vitronectin b. The transcript is spliced from 8 exons. NCBI's taxonomy places the organism in Eukaryota, Metazoa, Chordata, Actinopteri, Gadiformes, Gadidae. Gene Ontology annotation, molecular function: scavenger receptor activity; polysaccharide binding. Gene Ontology annotation, biological process: immune response. The record is from RefSeq and is a predicted model, not a curated record. Bases 94 to 1527 code for a protein of 477 amino acids.
AGAGACUAAAGGCUGAUAUCUAGUUCUGCUACAGCCUACAUCUUCAAGUUCACGGUGACUUCUCCCCCGUGUUCCCGGAGGCUCGUGGUGAACAUGAGGCUGGGCGGACAGGUGCUUUGGGUGCUGUGGGUGAUCGCGCUGCACGCCGCAUUCGCUGCCGAAGAGUCCUGUGAGGCGCGCUGUGGCGUCUUCGAUGCGCAGCGGAGAUGCCAAUGUGACUCCAUGUGCGUCUACCACCGCAGCUGCUGCCAGGACUUCCAGUCUGUCUGCCGAAGGAAAGCCGCUCGCGGGGAUACGUUCGGUAACCCGGAUGACCUCCACCCAACGGGGAGUAGCAUGGAUGGGGCUGACGUUACCACCAGCAUCACCCCCAGCCCCACCACCAUCGGCGCUACCCCAGAUCCCACCACCACCGGCGCUACCCCAAACCACACCACAACGGCACCCAUCGCCGCCUCCCCCUCGGACCCCGACGAAGUCUCUUGUAGCGGGCGGGCGUUCGACGCCUUCCUGCAGCAGAAGAACGGGUCCGUGUAUGCAUUCAGAGGUGAAUAUUUCUUUGAGCUUGAUGAGAGUUCGGUUCUGCAUGGGAACCCAAAGCUUAUCAAGGAUUUUUGGGGGAUCCAUGGUCCAAUCGACGCUGCUUUCACACGCAUCAACUGCCAAGGAAAAAGCUACAUCUUCAAGGGGAAUCAGUACUGGAGAUUUGAGGGACAUGUUUUGGAUGACGAUUAUCCUCGGGACAUCUCAGUGGGCUUUGAGAAUAUGCCCAACGACGUUGAUGCAGCCUUCGCUAUACCAGCUCCAAGCCUCAGUGGGAAGGAGAAGGCCUACUUCUUUAAAGGCGACCAGUAUCAUCAGUAUGAGUUUAAAUUCCAGCCCAGUCACGAGGAGUGUGUGACCAUGACUCGAUCCUCCCCAUCCGUGAAGUUCACACACUACACCCAACUGUACCACGACCAGCUGCUGGAGGAGAUGUUCGCAGAGCUCUUCAGGGGGCCUUUCCAGGGUCAGAGUAAAGGCCCUCGUCUGAUCAGCAGUGAUUGGCUGGGCAUCAAGCCACCCAUAGACGCCGCCAUGGUGGGCCGGCUGUGCCUCAGCCCCAAGUCCACGCCCACUACUCCGGUGGUUCGCCCAUCCGGGGGACGGAGGGGCAGUAAAAAGCGGCGGGGCAGGGGGCAUCGCCGGAGGAGCCGUCAGAGAGGCCGUCACAGCCGCUCACUCCACGACUAUAUGCCAGACAUCUUCAGUUACUUCUAUGGAGACCUGAGCAGCGACAACUACGGCAGCGACUACUUCGACAGCGACUACUACGCAAACAACUACGGCGCAGCGACCACCACCGCGCCCCCGGGGCUGGUGGUUCAGAACGUCUAUUUCUUCAAGAAAGAUAAAUACUACAGGGCCAACCUGAAGACCAAGCGGGUGGACCGCGUCACGCCCCCCUACCCACGGCCCAUCGCUAGGUACUGGCUGGGCUGUGACGCUGAAGAGCCUACGGUGUCCCGCGCGGAGAGGAGACGAUGAGAUGAUCCACCAAAUCAUGAUGGAGCAACACCAGAUACUGAAGAUCAUGGAGAUGAUGGGAGAUAAUGAGCUAACAAUACAUGAAGAUCAAUGGAGAUAGUCGUAUAAUAUUAUGAGAAGAUAAUAUUAGGAGAUUAUUAUGAUUUAAUGAUAUAAUAUAUUGAGUUAAUUAUAAUAAAGUGACAAUAAUAUGGGAGCUAAAAUUAUGAGAUGUAUUUUGUCAAGGCGUCGAGUUCAUUAUCUGGAGAAUAUUAGGCUAUGUAUUGACGGAUUGAAACUGCUUAUUUGCAGAACAAAGACAAUGCUCUGAAAGUGACCCUCUCCACACUAAAAAGAUGAAGAUAAAAACUAAAUGAAACAAACUUGAACAAACCAAUUCUAACACAUGAGAGCCCAUUUUGAAAUGCAAUUAAUUUCCUGUCUAGGAUUAAUAAACAACAUGGUAUCUUUA